UCUUGCAUCGCACCCCUCAGCCGUGCUCUGCUUGCACCGGGGUCUUCGCUUUGCAUCGUCAGCGAGCUGCUCCGACCCGGACUUGAUAUCCCCAUCUCACCGAGCAGCUGCCAUGAGCACCUCACUCUGUCUCCCCAGCCUCGGAGGUUUCUGGACCGAGGUCCCUGAAUCGCAGAUCCAGGCCGAACUGGCCCAUUUCCUGGCCAGGUACCUUAACAUCGACCCCGCUGUGCUCGACAGCAGCUUGCCAACCCCAGUUGUACAGCCGCUGCCGAGCUCGAUUAUGCUCGGGUAUCUCUUUCAGGGGCCACUGUCGGCAAGAGAAAUACGUCGGAUCUUUGUUGAGCACACGGCCGAGCAGCCCAUCGACAACGUCCUCGCCAACUCCCCCGAACGGAUCCGGGUCGUCGCCGUCUUCACCUGCCACAUGCCGUCUGGAUCCGAGCAGGCCAAGGAAACCGGCAGGCUGCCUGACCACCAUCUCCAUCUGUGGAGCACACAGCCGGCUGGUCCUCAGGAUGCAUCUGUCGUCCUUCCCCUCCUGAAGCACAUCCACGAACACUACUUCAAUCGGCGUUGCGGUGACGGCGGUCUGAAUGUGUAUGCCACCAACUGCUAUCUCCACGCCAUGCUCAACGAAAGCGUCCAGACGACAUUCUGGAGCUCCCCCGAAUACAACAUGUGGCUCGCACCCACCAUCUCGGAGGCGCAGAUGGACGAAUAUCAGCGCGGCUCCGAGCCUGGCUCGAUCUUUGUGCUCGAGUCUACCCAGGAGCGGUUCAUGUACGACUACUUGAGACUGGCCGACAUCCAGCCGAUCCUCGACAACAGCACGGUGGAGUACUCAACAGAGUACAUCCGCAUGCUGAUUACCCGAAACCCAAUGUCCAAGAUUCAUCGGGUCCUGCGCAAGAUUCCUGACGACACCCCGGCCUCGGAAACACAGCUGUCUCUCGCAGACCACCUCGAGCGAUUCAGUUCACAAGCCCCAGCGGCCUGGUGCCUGUCGCACAUUGAUCAGUCGAUGGGUCUGCUCUCGACACUGGCUUCGAUGCGUCGCCGGGGCCUCGGCAAUCGUGUGGCCGUUGCAUGCUGGGCACACCAGCGCAAGAUCCUCCAGAGCAUCCUUGGAAGCUGGGGCAUCAGCGAUCCAUGGACGUCGUUCUGCUUCAUCAAGAUCGGCAACGAGGCCUCGGAGCGCCUCUUUGCCAGUCUGGGAUUCCGUCCAAUUCACAAAGUUGGCUUCUUCUGGCAGGGCGUCCAGCCCUGAAGUCCGCCCCAUCUCGACAUGUGGACCCAGCCAUCGGCGCACUUGCGAUAUCACAGGCGUCAUUGAAUGCAACUGUAUAGAAAGCAAAACAGCGUAAUCGCCAU
This is a messenger RNA of Polychytrium aggregatum, 1374 nucleotides long. RefSeq lists its product as uncharacterized. The transcript has 4 exons. The record is from RefSeq and is a predicted model, not a curated record. NCBI's taxonomy places the organism in Eukaryota, Fungi, Chytridiomycota, Chytridiomycetes, Polychytriales. The coding region runs from base 113 to 1270 and encodes 385 amino acids. Gene Ontology annotation, molecular function: acyltransferase activity, transferring groups other than amino-acyl groups.